Messenger RNA from Micromonas commoda, 1452 nucleotides. RefSeq lists its product with no specific name. Bases 1 to 1452 code for a protein of 483 amino acids. NCBI's taxonomy places the organism in Eukaryota, Viridiplantae, Chlorophyta, Mamiellophyceae, Mamiellales, Mamiellaceae. Gene Ontology annotation, molecular function: zinc ion binding; cysteine-type deubiquitinase activity. Gene Ontology annotation, biological process: mRNA processing; protein deubiquitination; spliceosomal complex assembly. The record is from RefSeq and is a predicted model, not a curated record. The transcript has a single exon.
AUGGACGCCGCGCGCCUCGCCGCCGAACGCAGGGAGCGGGCGGCUAGGUCGAGCCGCGAGUGCCCGUACUUGGACACCGUGAACCGCUCGCUGCUCGACUUUGACUUUGAGAAGUGCUGCAGCGUCUCGCUCGUCCCGCACAACGUGUACGCGUGCCUGGUGUGCGGCAAGUACUUUCAGGGCCGCGGGCCGUCCACGCACGCGUACGUUCACGCGCUGGAGGCGACGCAUCACGUGUUCAUGAACCUGGACACCGGGAGGGUGUACUGCCUGCCGGACAUGUACGAGGUGGUGGACGCGUCGUUGGACGACAUCAGACACGUGCUCAACCCCAAGUUCACGUCCCCGCAGAUCGCGGAGGUUGACCACCGGAGGCUGUGGUCCAGGGGCCUGGACGGGACGGAUUACCUGACGGGCGCGGUGGGUUUGAACAACCUGCGAGCGACGGACUACGUGAACGUCGUGCUGCAGUCGCUGAUGCGCGUCGGGCCGGUCCGGGAUUUCUUCCUGGCGCAGAGAGAGCUCGGUGUUUCGGGCGCGGGCGGGGGAGGCGCGGGCGGGGCGGGGCCGGGUCCCGCGGCGUCGCCGCUCGCGAGGAGGUUCGGCGAGCUGACGCGAAAGAUUUGGAACUCUCGAAACUUUAAGGGUCAGGUUUCGCCGCACGAGUUCAUGCAGGCGGUGCUCGCGGCGUCCGACCGGCGGUUCCUGAUCGAUAAGCAGUCCGACCCGGUUGAGUUCCUGUCUUGGCUUCUCAACACGCUCAACGCCGAUCUCAGCGGUAAGAAACGCGGGGGGAAGAGCAUCGUGAGCCGGUGCUUCCAGGGUGAGUUGGAGGUGACCAACGCGGGACUGGCGUACCAGGACGACCCGCCGGUUCGCAUGCCGUUCUUCAUGCUGUCGCUGGACCUACCCGCGGCGCCGCUCUUCCAGGACGCGAUGGAGAAGAACACCAUCCCGCAGGUUCCGCUCUUUCAGAUUUUGCGAAAGUUUGACGGCGAGACGGAGCACGAGGUUCUCCGGCCGGAACCCAGGCGUAAGCGGUACAAACUCGCGCGACUGCCCCGGUACCUCAUCGUUCACCACAAGAGGUUCACGAAGAACAACUUUUUCGUGGAGAAGAACCCCACGAUCGUCACGUUCCCGGUCAAGAACUUGCAGCUGUCGGACCACGUACCGGUGCCGAAGCUUCCGGAUGGCCGAGACGUCCCUUGCAAGUACAACCUGGUGGCAAACAUAACGCACGAGGGUAAGCCCGAGAGCGGCGCGUACCGCGCGGCGGUGUGGCACAAGGCUGACGGGAACUGGUACGACACCGAGGACCUGACCGUGAACGAGGUGUUGCCCCAGCAGGUGGUCCUGACGGAGACCUACUUACAGAUAUACGAGCUGGACAAGGACGCCGCGCCCGGUCCGCCGCCGGCGCCCAAGGAGGACGUGGACAUGUUCGCCUGA